CGGGAGGGGGGGCCGCGAGUGCGCCCGCACGGGCUGGCGGCAGAACGCGAGGGGAGGGCGCGCGGCGGCGGGAGCGCCGCACGGGGCACGGCGCUGCACAGGGCGCGCGGCGCGGGGCUGGUCUGCACGAGCGGGUGUGCGGCUACAGCUGGGAGGAAAAAAUGUUUGGCUUUCACAAACCGAAGAUGUACCGGAGUAUAGAGGGCUGCUGUAUUUGCAGAGCUAAGUCUUCCAGCUCUCGUUUCACUGACAGUAAACGCUACGAAAAGGAUUUCCAGAACUGUUUUGGGCUCCACGAGGCCCGCUCAGGAGACAUUUGCAACGCCUGUGUCCUUUUGGUGAAAAGAUGGAAAAAGUUGCCAGCAGGAUCCAAAAAAAACUGGAAUCACGUGGUAGAUGCCAGGGCUGGACCCAGUCUGAAAACAACACUGAAACCAAAGAAAAUGAAAACUCUCUCUGGAAGCAGAAUAAAGAGCAAUCAAAUCAGCAAGCUGCAAAAAGAAUUCAAGCGGCAUAACUCUGAUGCCCACAGCACCACUUCAAGUGCCUCCCCAGCUCAAUCCCCCUGCUACAGCAACCAGUCUGAUGAGGGCUCUGACACAGAGAUGAGUGCUGGGUCCAGCAGAACACCGGUUUUUUCCUUUCUAGAUCUCACGUAUUGGAAGAGGCAAAAGGUCUGCUGUGGAAUUAUUUACAAAGGGCGUUUUGGGGAAGUCCUCAUAGACACUCAUCUCUUCAAACCUUGCUGUAGCAAUAAAAAGUCUGCCACUGAGAAGCCAGAACAAGAAGGACCACAAUCUCCAGCAAUCUCUACCCAAGAGGAGUGGUGACUUCCUUGGAGAGCUGCAGACAGUUAUACAGAUCCUCUUAUUCUCUGGAAAAAUACUAGAAAAGUGACUCUGUUCACAUUGGACACCUGCUAUGCUGCCAAAAGACUAUUCCCUAGAAUUGUUUUGGGUUUUACUGCUACAAUUCCACAAACUCUGAAACUAGUUUGUAUCCUUUCAGAAAGACUGUACAUAAUAUUUAAGAUGCUAUGGAACACUUAGUGAAGCUGAAUGCUGCUGCAAGGUUGUCCCUCUUAUCUUUCCCUCCCACUCCCUUCACAAAUGAACUUGAGGACGGGGUUUUGUAUAUUAAAGUGUAUGUAGUUCAUCUUUCUGUAUUGAAAGAAACGGUGGUUGUAAGGGUUUUUAUUUUUUUUUUAAGUUGGUUGGUAACCUCCCUUAAAUCCCCAAGAAAAUAUUUCAUUCUUAGACAUGUAUGAGAUGAACUAAUACAUAUAAAUGUUGUCACCUCUCUAGUUGUAUAAAUAUAUAUAUUUUGAAGGUGUGGAGAUCUCACCCUAUACUACUGACGUUGUAAGAAAGACAGAUAUGUGACAGACUGUUAACUGCAGACAUCUCUACUGUAAGUGAUAGUUAUCUGAAAAAGCCUCCCAACAACAGAUGCUCUUAGGGAAGGGGUAGGAGCACUUCCCUUCUUAGUUAGGAAGGGAGGAGGAGGAGUUGCCUGAGAAUUGAACACAGUGAAAUGGAUGGGAGACUUUUUUGUUUGUUUGUUUUUAACCUAGCAGCAGACCCUCUGGGCUUUGUGUAGUAACUGACUGGUAAUUAGAGGAGGACCAAGAAAACAACCCAGUGCCCAAGUUAGGUGUAGACGAUGGCCGUAACCAGGUAACGGCUAUAUCUCUUGGCCCAGUGCAGCUCAAAUGUGACCACAAAAAAGACUACUUGCUGGUUUCAGGCUUGACAUAAGACCAAGCCACUUGCUAAGCAAGUUAGAUUCAGGUCUGGGGACGCAAGCUGAUUCCAACCUGUGGUUUGGAUUCACAGUGCUUGUUUUAGAGCCACACAGCUUCUCACCAGCAGAUCAAGGCUUUUGUAAAUACUGGGCUUUUAUUAGCAUUGGUGCUGUGCUGAAUAGAGGCAGCUCUGUUUGCAUACAUGAUCAAAAGAUUCCCAGCUGAACUUGUGUGCAAACCAGUGCGAUGUUCCUUCAAACUCCACUUUGCCUUUAGGGUGAUAGCAGCUUCCUGGAGGAGUGUGCUGCAGUUUUAGUUCCCUAUUGAUUCAUGUUCCUUUAUGAAGGUUUAAUUUGUGUAACUUGAGAAUUAUGCUUUUGUUUAUUUGUUUGCUUUGGGGGGAGGGAAGGGAUUUUUCUUUUUACUCUUUUUGGGAUGUUCUGCAAUGGAUGCUACAAACUUUCCUUGUUGUGCGAGUCAUCCGUGCAAAACUUUGGUGGGUAGGGCUUAGGACUGGAUUUCUGUGUAAUCUCACUUCCUGAAAUGGGAAUAGUUAGCAAAUUAAAAUAUAGGUAGGAAAGGAUAUGCAGGAUUUAAGAGGAGCCUCCAUCCUCAAAGCUGUUUUUUCCUUUCUCCCUUCUGUUGAGUAGUCCAGCCUCUGAGGAGAGGAUAUCAGAAGAAGGCUUUGAUUUAUCACAGCCUUACAUCUUACAGCUUUCAUUGCUCUUUUACUGUGUUGUUUUUUUAUUUUUUAUUUUUUUUUUUCCUAAGCUCCCUGAGAUUCUGAAGGGAAGACAAAGCUACAUGCCUUACUUUUCAUCUGCAACCAAAUGAGUGGAUACUUGUAUAACUGCCUAACUAGGUCGGUCAUGUCUGAUAAGGACUUGAGCAAGAGUACUGGCUAUUUUUUGCAGACACCUGCCUUUACUGGAGUUUGUGUUUUCAGCAUCAGUAAUUCUGUACACCUGAGGCUGCAGUACUGAUGGUAGGUUGUGCUCUGAUACGGAUCAUCUCUUCUUCUGUAUUUAUUUAUUUAUUGCUAGAUUUCAACUGCCAACUGCUUCCCCACUCCCUCCCACCUGUUCCAUUCCUGGUAGUAAUGCAGAAUGAACUGUAUGUAGUCAUGCACUUUGUAUUAAUGUAUUAGAAAUCUAUGAAACCUGUUUUGUACUUUUAUACUGUUCAGACACUUGUAAUCCAAACUUUUUUUACUAGGGCAAUGAAUAAAUUUAGACUUAUUUAGAAAA
Messenger RNA from Tympanuchus pallidicinctus (lesser prairie-chicken), 2991 nucleotides. RefSeq names its product SIN3-HDAC complex associated factor (gene SINHCAF). The transcript has 6 exons. The coding region runs from base 162 to 830 and encodes 222 amino acids. Gene Ontology annotation, biological process: negative regulation of cell migration. NCBI's taxonomy places the organism in Eukaryota, Metazoa, Chordata, Aves, Galliformes, Phasianidae. The record is from RefSeq and is a predicted model, not a curated record.